GCCCGGUCGGUGACUGCGGGGCCGGUCACUACAAGAGUCAAAUACUAAUAGAUUGUAAUUCAUCGUUGCUCUUGAAACUAUUGUGAGCGUGGAGGCAGAGCACAGCCAGCCGAAUAUACUCAAUACAAUUUCAAUUGAUAUGUCUUGAGUCUUGACCAUUGCGUGCGAACGCUCCACAGUGAGAGGGAAGGAUGCGAACAUACUCAAGCACCAGCAGGCUGAAGAAGGUUAGACCAGCCUCUUCCACUCUCUCUUCUCUCUCUCUCUCUCUCUCUCUCUCUCUCUCUCUCGCCCCUCUCUUCCCUUUUCCCUUUCUCUGCCUUUUUCUUUUCCUAACCUGGGGUUUUAUUUACCUUUUCUCUUUUUUUUUCCGCAGAUUUAAUUGUUUUUUUCUUUCCCCCUUCUCUCUUUUCGCCCCUCGUCAGGCCCCCCUUGCCCCUCCAACAAGGAUGCACCGACAUUUGAAUGCCACGGAGGAUCAGUGCCGACAUGAUUCGUUAUGAACUUCAACAUUCAGGGCCGAGAAUCAAUAUAUCGAUCAUCCUGGUUCCUGUUGCAUUAUUGACAAACCCUUAGCUUCUUGUCUGUUCGU
Messenger RNA from Aspergillus homomorphus CBS 101889, 592 nucleotides. RefSeq lists its product as uncharacterized. NCBI's taxonomy places the organism in Eukaryota, Fungi, Ascomycota, Eurotiomycetes, Eurotiales, Aspergillaceae. The coding region runs from base 192 to 503 and encodes 103 amino acids. The record is from RefSeq and is a predicted model, not a curated record. The transcript has 3 exons.